AUGAUUAUGGGAGUUAUAGAAGUCUGCAGCUAUUCGGUUCGAGCCAUCAAGGAAUACAGUAGACAGGCCGCCAAUGCGCCUAAGUUCCCACACGAUCCGCCAAAGAGAAUACCUUUGAUAUUUACCGAAGCCAACACAAUCGGGUUGCAUAAACCACAUAACGACGCCCUCGUCGUCGAACUACUUCUCGACGACGUUGAAGUAAGUCGCAUUCUGAUCGAUACGGGCAGUUCGGUCAACAUUAUUUUCAAGGACGCACCUGACCAGCUCGACAUACCAUCAGACAAGAUUGAGCCCUUCAUCGAGCCACUAACAGGGUUCGACGGCGAACGCUGCAUGACGGUCGGCACAGUCAAAAUCCCGAUCUACCUCGCCGGAGUUGCGAAGAUCAUUCAGUUCCUUAUUCUUGACAAACCAGCGAUCUACAACGCUAUUCUCGGCACACCGUGGUUACAUGCGAUGAAGACAGUGGCUUCAACGUACCAUCAAUGCCUGAAAUUCCCAACUCUUGACGGUGUUUACACUCUCCGAGGAAACCAAGCCGUCGCCCGAUCAUGUUACAUACACGAAUGCAAGCUUCGUUCGGCCAACCAAGCCUGCGUUAUCAGUUCGCAAGUAGAGGAUAUGCCCGGGAUCGAUCUACCAAUCGCUUGCCACGAGCUCAAUAUUGAUCCGACAUACAAACCGAUCAAGCAGAAACGCCGAAAACUCAAACCAGAGAAGGCACAAGCUGUCAACUAUGAGGUUGAGCGGUUACUCAAGGCAGGAUCCAUCACUGAGGUCAAGUACCCUGAUUGGCUAGCAAAUCUCGUGGUCGUAAAAAAGAAGAACGGCAAAUGGAAGAUUUGCGUCGACUUCACCGACCUCAAUAAAGCAUGUCCGAAAGACAGCUUUCCCUUGCCUCAUAUCGACCGCCUCGUGGAAGCAACUGCCGGAAACAAACUACUCUCUUUUAUGGACGCAUUCUCCGCGUACAACCAGAUUCUUAUGCAUCAUUUAUCACGGACUGUGGCAUAUAAUGCUACAAAGUUAUGCCCUUUGGUUUGA
Molecule: messenger RNA, 1047 nt
Organism: Eutrema salsugineum
Lineage: Eukaryota; Viridiplantae; Streptophyta; Magnoliopsida; Brassicales; Brassicaceae
Exons: 2
Coding region: 1-1047 (348 amino acids)
Source: RefSeq, a predicted model, not a curated record